ACAUCUGCUCUAUGAUUGGCCGGCUCGUGUGUCAGUCAGAGCGCAGAGCUGCUGCACAUGGAAGCGCUGGAGCCACGUUGACAUCACUGGUGUUUCUACAGCUUCUCCAACAACAAUCUCAAGUUCAAGUUCAGUCUCGGCGCAGGAUGAGUGUGGGCUUCAUUGGAGCGGGUCAGCUGGCUCAUGCCAUGGUCAAGGGCUUCACCGCAGCGGGUGUCAUUGCAGCAAACAGAAUCACAGCGAGUUCACCAGACACUGAACUGCCCACUGUCUCAGGCCUGCGGAAAAUGGGGGUGAAUUUGACCACAAGCAACAAAGAAGCGACGCACAGGAGCGACGUUCUGUUUCUGGCCGUGAAGCCGCACAUCAUCCCGUUUGUACUGGACGAGAUCGGCCCCGAUAUUGAAGACCGACACCUCAUCGUGUCCUGCGCUGCUGGAGUCACUAUCAGCUCCAUAGAGAAGAAGCUGCUGCAGUACCGUGAGUCUCCUAAAGUGAUGCGAUGCAUGACGAACACCCCGGUGGUGGUGCGCGAGGGGGCGACGGUGUACGCCACAGGCACACACGCACAUCUGGAGGACGGCAAACUGCUGGAGCAGCUGAUGGCCAGCGUGGGCUUCUGCACCGAGGUGGAGGAGGACCUGAUCGAUGCCGUCACUGGACUCAGCGGCAGCGGACCCGCAUAUGCAUUCACGGCUCUGGAUGCUCUUGCUGAUGGUGGGGUGAAGAUGGGUUUGCCGAGGAGGCUGGCUGUGCGUCUGGGGGCUCAGGCUCUAAUGGGAGCAGCGAAGAUGUUGUUGGACAGUGAGCAGCACCCGGGUCAGCUGAAGGAUAAUGUGUGUUCUCCAGGUGGAGCUACAAUACACGCGCUGCACUUCCUGGAGAGCGGAGGCUUCCGGAGCUUGCUGAUCAACGCUGUGGAGGCGUCCUGCAUACGCACAAGGGAGCUUCAGUCUCUGGCAGAUCAGGAGCAGAUCUCCGCCGCAGCCAUCAAGAAGACCACGCUGGAUAAAGUCCUGCAGCAGCCCGGCGUCACGCACAACAGUGUCGGCACCAGGAGCAGAGUAAACCUGUUCAACAACCGCAGCAAGAAGAGCUGAGACACUAACAUACGCACACACUCAUUUGCACAUUCACAUAUACAUAAACACACUCAAACACGCACUUAUUGAACAUACACUGGCACACUCAUAUGCACUUUCACUUACAUAUACACACACACACACUUAUAUAAACACAUACUCUCAUACACACACACACACACACACACACAGAUGCAUACUCAUACACACUUGUAUAAACACACUUGUAUGCAUAUACACAUAACCUACACACACAUACAUUCAAACACUCACAAACUCGUGUAUACACACACACACACACACACACACACUCUCUCAUAUACACGUUUAUAUACUAACCCACACAUGUGUGCACGCACACACGCAAAUGGACUCACUCAUAUAUACACACACACACACACACACACACACACACACACACACUGACUGACACAUACAUGCAAACAUUAUCUCCCACAGAGGAGAGCCGUCCACACCUAUCCCCCCACACCCCUCAAAACACACACACACACACACACACACACACACACACACACACACACACACACACAUAUCCAGUGGAACUCCUCCUGACUGCAGAUCUGCAGGAUCUUCUCUGAAGUGUCACAGGAAGUGAUGUCACAGAAUGAAAUGCUGAUUUCCUUUUUCUCUGGACGUGUAUGUGAUGGACAGUGAAGAUGUGCGUGUGUGCGUGCGUGUGUGUGUGUGUGUGUGUGUGUGUGUGUGUGUGUGUGUGUCAGAUCUGCACUUCUGUCUGUUACUUUAUAGGUUUGUUCUCUUCAAUGCUGGAUGACAAACAGCCAAAGUGUGUUUAUACAUUGUGUGUGUGUGUGUGUGUGUGUGUGUGUGUGUGUGUGUGUGUGUGUGCGUGUGAGAGAGCAUUUGUGAAUGAGUCAGAGAGUUUGUGUGUGAGUCUGAGAGUGAGUGUUUGUGAGAGAAUCUGUGUAUCUGAGUGUGUGUGUGUGUGUUGGAGAAAUGUGUAUCAGUGGUGUUUCUGCUUGCUGUUGUGUUUCUGUGAAUAAAGUGAGGGAAUGAAGCA
This is a messenger RNA of Danio rerio (zebrafish), 2121 nucleotides long. Lineage: Eukaryota; Metazoa; Chordata; Actinopteri; Cypriniformes; Danionidae. The record is from RefSeq and is a predicted model, not a curated record.